CGCAGAAAACGGGAAGAGCUAACGGGUUGCUCGCGAUCCUGUUUUUUUCAAUUUUUAUACUAAGAGCUUGUUAAAGUGACUUAUUUCUGUAACAAAUACGUAGGUGAAUAGUGUUAAGUGUUGUGCGACUUGGUUUUAACAAGAUCAUUCUGUUGUGAGCUGUGAAAUUGUGUAUUGAGUGGGAUAAAGUGAAUACAAUGGCGGUGAUCGGGGAAUAUCUCUGGAUGUUUGCGUGAAAACCUCAGUGAAAACUAUAGGAAGUUGACGGAGGAGUCUGCUGUGAUGUCAUUAGUUGCUGAGCGGCCCUCGGGGCGACGGCGGUGAUGGCGCGCGCCCCAUGAGCGGGCUGCUGUGCUGUCUGUGCGCGCGCGCUGCCGACAUGGGCGCCGCGCUCUCGCACGCGGGCACGCAGGACGUGGAGGCGUGCGACGGCGUGGUCCAGCCGGUCGCGCCGCCCACCAUGGCGGACGUCAUACGCGAGAGGAAGAAGAAGGCGGGCGGCGCCGGGCUGGGCACGCUGCGCCGGCGCAUCGCCGCCGCCACGCGCCGCACGCGCGACUCGCGUCCUGACAGAGGCUGCGAGCACGCCCGCUUCAUCCGCUCCGUGGUGUCGUCGUGGCGGCUGGCGGAGGUGUUCCUGCUGUGCGAGGAGCUGGAGGCGGGCGCGGCGCUGCGCGACCUGGGCACGCAGGCCGAGCUGGCGCGCCGCCCCGCCGCCCAUCUGGCGCGUGACCUGCACCGCGCGCUGCGCAGGAGAUGGUGGUGCGAUGUGGAGCUGGUGGGCGCCGGCUACUCGCUGCCGGCGCACAGAGCAGUGCUGUGCGCGCGCUGCUCCUACUUCAGAGAGCUGCUGCAGCAUUAUCCCAGAACGAUGUACCGCGUGCCGCUAGAGGGCGCCGCUUCGAAUCUCAACCGCCACGAGAUGGAGGCGGUCAUAGCGGCCAUCUACUGCGGGGAGGCCGCGCAGAGUUGCUGCGAACACGAGCGAGUGGAUGAUGACUUGGACAUCAUCAAUGUGGAAGGGAACAAUUGUCGCCGCAACAACACGUGCGCAUGCGCCGCCUCCCGGGUGGACGCGGCCGCCCUCAGGCGGCUGGGCUCUCAGCUCGGCUUCACGCCGGACACGCUGCACAGAGACAUGAGAUACUUGCUGGAUAGCGGUUCAAUGUCGGACGCGAGGCUGGUGUUCAGCGUGGAGGGCGGCAGCGGGCCGCAGUACGGCUUCCGGGCUGCGCACGAGCAGCCCUGCCACCGGCUCGUGCUCGCCGCCCGCUCGCGGUUCUUCAGGAGCGUGAUGUCGCGGCGGGGCGGCGCGGCGGGCGGGGCGGCGAGCGGGGCGGCGAGCGGCGCGUGCGGCGUGCGCGUGGACGAGGCCGUGCUGCCGCGCCGGUUCGCGCGCGCGCUGCUGCACGCCGCCUACACCGACCAGGUGGAUCUCAGUUUAGUUGGUAGGAACUCCUCGUCUCCAUCUUCUACCACCAGCUCGGGGAGCGGCACAACGCCAUGGUCGUCGGUAACCCGGGGUCGGGCGACGGGCAGCGCCAUGUUGGAAGACGCGUUCCAGCUUUACGAGAUUGCUAGGUUCGUGGAGAUGCCGAUAGUGGUCCAAGGUUGCGAGGACGCCAUCGUCGAAGCCCUGUGCCCAGAGACCCUGCCCUCCAUUCUGCGGUGGUCGUCUCAGGGCCACGCCAGCCAGUGGGUGCACCGACAAGCGAUGCGCUACCUCCGCGAUGAGUUCGUGACCAUAAUGUCGCACUCGGCGUCGUCCCGGCUGCCGGUGGCGGCGGUGAGCGAGGCGCUGUCCUCCCCGUUCCUGCAGGCGGCCGAGCCGCAGGCUGCGCGUGCGCUGCUGCGCUGGGCAGAGAGGGCGGCGCAGCCCAACAGAGAACCGAACGUGGUAUGGCACACUGGACACCGCGGACGCCGUCGGGAAGUGAGCUCGGCGGCGCUCAGGGACGCCCUGGCGCCGCUCAUACCGCUGCUGAGGAUGGAGCACAUACCGGCGCAGCACGAGAUCAGGACUCAGCUCGCCCGGCGCGGCGUGGCCCCGCCGCCGGCGGAGCCCUGCGGCGCGGCGUGGGCGUGGCGCGCCCGGGGCUCCCUGCGCCCGCCGCGCUGUUUCAUGCCUUACCUGGACGAGUUAAGGGCGUUGCUUGAAGAGCAAGCGGUACCGGAAGCGGAACUUGCGCGUGCGCGGCGCGCGAAAAACAUGCACCGCAUACCCGACACCCUGUAUAUGGUGUCGUCGCGUCCCGCGCGGCCGCCGUCGCCCGCGGCGCGCAGCCCGGGCGCGGGCGCGUGCGUGCCGGCGCGGGCCCGCGCCGCACUGCGGGCCCGCGCGGCGGAGCUCCGCGGGACGCCCGCCGCGCAGCGCGCGCUGCGGCUGCACAGCCACGACACCGCGCCCGUCAGGACGCAGAUCGCCCUGAGGGCGGUCCGCGAGAUGGGCUUGCCCGACUCCUGCGCAGAAUUGUUGAUGAACGAGGCGGAGUUCGACGACGGCGCGCCGGAGAGGGACGGCUCGGCAAGUCACGAGUCCCGAAGCAGCGGCGAUUGGCAGUACGACAGAGACGGGAGAGAGAGGGAGAGAGACAGGCGGUGGGGCUCGCACGACUGCUGCAGCAUGGCCGGCGGCGCUGCGCACGCGCACAGCACGGGCUCGCUGCGCGGCGACGCGGCCGGGCGAAGGCGGGAUUUACUGAUACACGCGGACACCUCCCGGCCCGGCACGUGUCGGAGGGAGACGCAAAGAGGCACUGUCGAGCCGCCAAGCCCGUGCGCCGGCGCCGCGCGGCUGUCGGCCGCCGUCCCGGACGUGGCCAUGGCGCCCAACGCCAACACGCACCUGCUGACUGCGCCCGCGCACUUCUCCCGCACAGAAUACAGUGGUGUGUUGCAGUUAGAUUUGGGCGACGGCGCGACGCACACGCCCAGACCCGGAUCGCGGGCGGCGCGCGCGCUGGCGGCGCUCCGCCCGCUGCCGGCCGAGCACGCCGACCUCGCCGCCGUACAAGCGUACUCCUCGCUCAGAACGCCGCAGUUGCUGUCCAUCCCGCCGGGGCGGGUGCCAUCAUUGAGGAGGACGCAUGACUCCCUGCCGCCCGCUUACAGAGAUAUCUCGCAUUCAGCUGCGCUGAGCCGCGCGGCGAGCCCGGCGGCGCUGGGCGCGCGCGCGGCGCACACUUUCUCGUUGAGCCGCGUCGGCAACAACCCGCGCCCCGGGUCCCGGAGCCCGAGUCCCGCUCACAACAACAGCAGGGCGCUCCCACAACGCAGGCAUGAUUACAGACCAGAGACCGGAUACGGAAGUCCGGCUGGAGGAAGCAGGUCUCACUCGCCGCGCGACUGAUUAAAGCAAUACACCUACUGAAUGAUAAAUAUAAUGACUGGUAAAAAUAAUUCGGCAAAGAAAAAAAACAACAAAUAUAUUUAGCAAAAUUUUACGCGGGAAUUCUAAAGAAAAUGAUCUCAGUGUGUUUUUGUAUGAUAGAAUCGUAUGUAUGUAUAUUGUAUGAAUACGUGUCACCAUACAAAUGUAUGUUUGUAAAUAGCAUAUAUAUAUAUAUAUGUAUGGGAGGCGGUGUGCGUUAUAUAUUUAAUGGAAAUAUAUUAUUUAUAAACUAGCUGUGCCCGCGACUUCGUCCGCGUGGAAUGGUUACUUUGGGCAUCAUUGAAGCCCUCAAGGAUGAAUAAUUUUCGCAGUAUUUUUUUUUUACUUUUUCCAUUAUUUCUUCGCUACUCAUAGUUGCAGCGUGAUGUUAUACAGCCUAAAGCCUUUUCGAUAAAUGGUCUAUUCAACGCGAAAAUAAUUUUUCAAUUCGAACCAGUAGUUCCUGAGAUUAGCGCGUUCAAACAAACAUUAGGUUCCCCUGCAAAGGUCGCGGAGGUCAGACGGGAGUCGCUUCGCGUGAAACCCUGACUCACACAAUCCAGGGUCCAUGGUCAAAGGCGCACCCCGGGCUCCUCUCUAGAGCGGUGAGGAUGCGACCGGGACUAAAGCCGGGAGAUUAAAUACAUACAUACAUAAAUUACGCCUCUCUCCCGGAGGGAUAGGCGGAGACUACAUCUUUCCACUCGCCACGAUCUCUGCACACUUCCUUCGCUUCAUCCACAUUCAUAACUCUCUUCAUGUAAGCUCGGCGGUUUCGGGCACUCUCGACCUGACCCUUUACCAGGACGUCCUUAAUUUGAUCAAGAUACGUUCGUCUAGGUCUUCCCACUCCGACCUUUCCCUCCACACUCUCCUUGUAUAUCUGCUUAGUCAACCUACUUAAAUAUUUUUAAUUAAAUAUUAAUUUGGAUAAAUUAAAACGCACAUCGCCUUUCUAAAUAAAAAUUUAAAAAAAAUUGUAAUUAUUUUAUAAAUAACAAAAUAUUGUAAAUAAAUAAUAUUAUAGUUAAUAAUAAAUUAAUGUUUUCAUACUAUGGGGCGUCUGUAUUGAAAUAAAAAUUUGAAAAAAUAUUAUCCCCAUUACUCGAGGGGUAGGCAGAGACUAUGUACCUUUCCACUUGCCACGAUCCCCGCAUACUUCAUUAGUUACAUCAAAGUUCAAAAUUGAAAUUAUUAUUUUAAAAUUGUAUUUCUUAACUAAUUUUAAAAAUGUAUUUUGGAUUCAAUUUGGUCAAUACGCUUAACCUACGCAAAAACGACGAGGUGUUAUAAGUUUGAUCAGUCUGUCUGUCUGUGUGUCCAUAUGGUUCCUGGCCACCGAUAAAAAUAAGAAUAAGACCACUCCGUCUCAUUCCCAUGGAUGUCGUAAAAGGCGACUAUGGGAUAGGCUUACAAACUUGGAAUUCUUUUUUAGGCUAUCUCAAUUCUAUAAUUAAGCCAAAUAGCUGAACGUAGCCAUUCAGUCUUUUGAAGAUUGUUGGCUCUGUCUACCCCGCAAGGGAUGUAGACGUGACCAUAUGUAUGUUUGUAUGUAUUAAAUUUUAUAAAAAUAAUAAUGUUACUGAAACUGUGUUAUCUAUAUAAUUUAAACUGGCUAUAUGUAUUCCUACAUAGAAAAUGAAGCCAAAUUAACAUGAGUUUACUCAAUAUUGACUCAUUGACGUGAUAAAUUCAAAUUCAAAUUCAAAAUUUUUAUUCAUUACUAUAGGAUACUAAAUAUUGCUUAAUAAUUGUCAAAACGUAUGGUUUAACAACAUUGGUUGACGUCAAAUAAAUUACUUAAAAACUAAGUUUACUGCCGCUUCCAAGGCGUCAGUGCAGAAGAAGCGGUAACAAACUGCACUGCAGCAUUUUCUUCAACAACGUCAACUUCACAAUAUUAAUUAAACAUAGUAUAGAAUGUGGACGAGAGAAAACAUUGUUCAGAUUUAUAUAUUAAUGAGAUUUAAUAUUGAAAAAUAUACAAAAUAUAUAUAUAUAUAAAUAUAUAUAUAUUAUCAAAUGUAAUUUCUAGCAACGGACGCCCCCGCCUAUACGAGUGGAGACUCGACCGAAUUCAUGAGUUAUCGUAUGCAGGUUUGAUUCUCGGAUAUAAUGCAUUUGCAAAUUUUUUUUUACAUACAUACAUACAUAUGGUCACGUCUGUAUCCCUUGCGGGGUAGACAGAGCCAAUAGUUUUGAAAAGACUGAAUGGCCACGUUCAGCUGUUUGGCUUAAUGAUAGAAUUGAGAUUCAAAUAGUGACAGGUUGGUAGCACAUCGCCUACAAUAGGAAUCCCAAUUUUAUAAGCCCAUCCCUUAGUCGCCUUUUACCACAACCAUGUGCAAGAUAUAUAGAGGUUCUAUUAUAAAAUAUAUAGCCUAUCAGUCUUUCAAGACUGUUGGCUCUGUCUACCCCGCAAGGGAUAAAGACGAUGAGUAUAUGUAUUAUUCUUCACAACCCGAGCAUCAAACCCGCACUAUAGGAACCCAACAGUAGGUUCUACAAUAAAAGAAAAAAUGUUAAAUCUACUGCCAUCUGUGUGUGAGUCUGUGAGCGCGUGUCGACGGAACAGUCAUAUUGUUUAUUACAUACACUGGGUUUUUCACAGAGAUAUAUUAAUUUAAAACUCUGUCUAACCCGUUCGUGGCCGGCUACAAUUGAGUGUUUUUCAAAAAUAUCGACGACAAGAAUUCGAAAUAGACCAAUAGCGUAUUGGACCAAAUGCGUUCGGACAUUAUUUUAAACAUUUGACUUUUAUCAGAGGUACAAUUUAUACCCAAUAUUUUUAUUCAUACAUACAUAACGUCUAUAUCCCUUGCGGGGUAGACAGAGCCAACAGUCUUGAAAAGACUAAUAGGCCACGUUCAGCUAUAUGGCUUAAUGAUAGAAUUGAGAUUCGAAUAGUGACUUUUUUUAAAUUAUAUAUAUACUCGUGAUAUUUCAAUAAGACAAACAAGCUUACUUUCGCAUCUAUAAAUAUUAGUUGGUAUUUCAAAAAUGUCAUUUGCCGAUGUCCGUAUCAGGAGCUGCGAAGACUGACAGUUUUGUUUUAAUAUAAUUAUUAUAAAUAUAUAUAUAAAAUAAAUAAAUAUAAUUAUAAAGUAAAGCGUUUUUGUAAAUAUAAAUAGUUGCGGCCGCGUCGUGUGUAAAUACUAAGUAUAUUUUAUUGUAAUGUUAUUUUUAAUGUUUAUUUUUUUUUUUUAAUUUAUUAUUUGUUCAAAUUGCAACAUUUUUUUUUUGAUCAUAAUACGUUUUAUGAAAGGUAAAGAGUCGAUAUAACAAUUGUUUUCCCUGCUGUUAAAUUGAAUAAAAUUUUUCGACCAUCUUUCUAGUCUCGACAACUCUGAACUAUAUGGUAAAUGUUUGAAUCAUAAUUUUAUUAUAAAAUAUAAUUACUCAGUGACUCGUUAUGCGUACCGUCGCCGACGUACCUUGAGCCCCUGUGAAUUUAGUUUGUACGAUAAGGAAAUCAAGGUUUUCUGUAGGUGACUGUACCGAAAUAAUACCUGUGUGAAGGUAUACUUUGUUGGGCCCAAAAAAUCACGAAAAUUGUUUUAAUUUACCUCUAAAGGAAUAAAAUAUCUUGUAAUUCUAUGUCAUGUUUUUUUUUUAAUUAUUUUUUGCGUUUUAUAAAUGUUAAUUUAUCAAUAAAAGCCGACCGCCUAAAUUUCAUUUGCUUAAACUGUUAUUGUCUUUUAGAAUUUAUAUAAAAAUGAAUUUCAUUUUCCAAUUGAAAAAAAAAAGCGAGAAUAAUUAACAUUUGAGCAACUGUCUGUUUCAUAGUCUAUUUUUAUCGUUUUGUCAAAAAUACAAUUCACAAGAUGUUAUUUUAAAAAUACUUUUUUUUUUAAAUUUUUGAUUCAUAAUAUUUUAUCCGUAAACUGUCAAUAUCUUAUUUUUAUGCAAAUAUAAAUAACCUAUGUAAGUUACAGAGAGGAACAUAAAAUCCCGAUCAGUAAAUAUAUAUACAUAUAUAAACAAGUAGCAUUUAAACUUCCAGGGACAUUUCUUCAGGGUUCACAUCCGGUUUCAUAAAUUUUUUUAGCAUAAUAAAAUCGUUUCGCAUAACUUUACCUAUGCUAAUAUAGUAAGAUAUCAUUCUAUUUUCAUAUGUGAAACCUUAUGCGAAACGUUGUUCAUGCAAAAAGACACGUUAUGCUUACUUCAAAUUAUUCCAUUGAAAUUUAUGAGACCCAAUAUGGACCCAGUUUCUCGUGGCCCGAAAACCUUACACAACAAAUGUUAAAGGCGAUGUUUUCAAAAGGCGUUAUAAAAGUCAUCUGACAAGUGUAACAGAAAAUACAAUGUAUGUCACAAUUUUGACAUUGACACUUGUUUUUAGCGCAAUUGCAAUUGGAAUGCAUUUUAUCAGCCUUUUGAAAAACUAGCUGCAAUAUUGUAAUGUAUUUUAAUUAAGAAAAGACAAGUUGUGAUGUUCACGAGACAGCCGCAGCGCGCACGCGCCGUUGUUAACAAAUUAUUAUGUAUAAAUUAAAUAUUUAUUCACA
Amyelois transitella is the source of this 7881-nucleotide messenger RNA. RefSeq names its product BTB/POZ domain-containing protein 7. The record is from RefSeq and is a predicted model, not a curated record. The coding region runs from base 338 to 3349 and encodes 1003 amino acids. NCBI's taxonomy places the organism in Eukaryota, Metazoa, Arthropoda, Insecta, Lepidoptera, Pyralidae. Gene Ontology annotation, molecular function: protein binding. The transcript is spliced from 31 exons. Gene Ontology annotation, biological process: morphogenesis of a branching epithelium.